CCACGGGAGAGCUUACAGCUUAAUCAAGUAGUCAAACUCCAAGCUCCCAAUCGGAGGGAUCAAAGAUCCGAAGUGCUGAGUAUAUAGUGAUCCUAAAUCUUGCCAGAAUCGUUGUAGGGUGCAUCGCAAGUAUCAUUAACCAAGGUGGAGGUGGCGGCGAAUAUCCCCCGGACGAGCGUCCCCCAUCCGGUGCCAUCCGCCACAGGUCACCCUCCAGCUAUCAAGACACUUUAGAUCGCUUUGCACGGAUUCUCGCCUUUGAAUUAUGUCUUUCCUUGGAGAGAGGCAAGCAGCGCCUGCGCGUUGGCUGCGCGGCAAACCAAUCGCAGAAGAAGCGGUGAAGUAGUCUGGUCCUUUUUCAGUACUCGGUGGCCAUCAUACGUAUCAAUAAUUGCGGAUGUGGGGCUGCUUCUUGAUCUCAGAGCUAUCAAUGACUCAAGAUUGUAAUGAAACUAACAACAGCUAUAAACGUGGCGGCCAGCUGAAUGUGUCCCUAGACCGCAAAGCUGUCAGCACUGGCAUAUGACGUCCUCCGACGAGUCGCGGAGCUUUGUCUCUCAGAGUAUUUUCUUUGACCAUGUUUCCAUGGCUACGAAUGCACUGUCCAUCUACGAAUUCCUCAUCACUAUAAACCUCGAGAUUGCGACUGUGUGGAAGCGCAGGUGGACCGUAACAUCCAUGCUGCUGUUAAGCCUACGCUGGCUCAUGCUGGUGAAUGGUCUCAUCGGCUCAUUCUUGUGGCCACAAGACCCCAAAGUGCUGCAGUGCGGCUGGGCAUUGGCGUGACAUCUUGAGUAUCAUCACGCUGCUGCUUACAGGUCUAUUCGCGGCAAUGCGCGCGUGUGUACUAUGCAACCGCAAUCGCUGGAUUUUCUGGAUUGUUCUGGCGUGUGGAAUAGCACCAGCAGCACUGAAUCUGCUUGCUGCCGUCCGCUCUACUUAUUUCCUCAACUCGAGUACCUCUUUUCGCCUGUGCACCGGAGCUGUCAGCUCCUCUGCGGAUGUCAAUAUUAUGUCGGUGCUUCUCAUACAUGGGUGCCUUGCGGCAGUCAGCGUCGCCAUUCUAAUCAUUACGUGGGAGAAAACAUUCCACCAGUGGAUGGCUGCGCGGCGUCUAAAGGUCUCAUUGCCAGUCGCGACAUGUCUGCUCGCUAACGGUACCUACUACUUCGUAGUCCUUCUUGCAUGUGAAAUAGCGCACAUGAUCGCUAAGACUGACAACACCGCAAGUGUACAGGCCGUGUGCAAUGUUUUGCCACAGAUUCUCAUGUCUCGCUUCAUGCUCAACCUACGAUCAUCCGCCUCAAGUAGCGUCACUUCAGAAAUGCACACUGUCUCGGGCCGCUUCUCUGUGCCAAGCUUCGUCGUUCCGGAGAUUGGUAACAUCGGCGAGUCGCUCGAUUACGCACAAGCGGAGCGGCUCACCUGUGGCUUAGACGAAGAGCUGGGCGCGGGAGGAAACAUGGGUGAACACACCAGUGAAGGUGCCGUCGUUUAAGUCCGUCUAGGACACGCAAGAUGUCUGUCUCGGGAUCGUGGCAAAGAAAGACGUCGUUGAACGUCUCACCCCAAGAAUUCCGUCUUGAUCUGCACAUGCAGGCGCUCUACUCGGUUCUCAAAACCGGGAAGUGUAGAAACUUAAAGGUGUCAGCUGAAAUCGCUAAUCAGGCUCAGUCUGGACGAGUGUACUUGGCUCCAUGCUGAAAUCGAACGUCCAUUGACUGAAUGGCCGCUCGCUCUCAUUAACAUCGCACCGUCUCUUGAUGGCCUUCUAUUUAUAUCCCAGUCAAGAUACAGUACCGGUUGUCAGAUUAAUAUUUCAUAUGGACGAAGCUACAAUUUAUUG
This is a messenger RNA of Phanerochaete carnosa HHB-10118-sp, 1846 nucleotides long. RefSeq lists its product as uncharacterized. The transcript has 12 exons. NCBI's taxonomy places the organism in Eukaryota, Fungi, Basidiomycota, Agaricomycetes, Polyporales, Phanerochaetaceae. The coding region runs from base 1013 to 1498 and encodes 161 amino acids. The record is from RefSeq and is a predicted model, not a curated record.